Messenger RNA from Closterium sp. Naga37s-1, 1065 nucleotides. The record is from the annotation of a GenBank genome assembly. Lineage: Eukaryota; Viridiplantae; Streptophyta; Zygnematophyceae; Desmidiales; Closteriaceae.
AUGGCAGCUCUUUCCGCAGCCGCGACACGGCUCCCUUCAUCCAGUCUUUCAUCGCUCUCUGGCGCUACCGGAAUUAACUUACAGACGAAGAGUGCUGCUAGCGUAGCGGGGAGUAGCAGGGGGUUCCGACAAGUUGUUCGUGCUGAGAUGGGAGGUGGUGAUCAGCCUUCGGGCUCACAGGCGACUGAGCCCGCAGCGUCGUCAUCUAACGACAUCCGGGCACCUGAAAACUUUGUGCCGCCCGAGCCUAAGCCGUUCUCCGUGGCAAGCGGGCAGCUGUUAGCCGUGAUUGGCGCAUCGUUGCCGAUCCUCUUCCGCCUUGGCACGGGCGUGUUCAGUGAGGGGUACAAGGCCAAGGUGGAGUCCUCAUCUGCAGUGAAGGACGACGACUAUGCGCUGGGUCCAGUCAUGGGGUACAAGCUGGUGGAAACCACCACGGGCGAGCUCAAGCCGGCGACCCAGCCCAUCGAGAUCUACGAGUUUGAAGGCUGUCCGUUCUGCCGCAAGGUCCGUGAGAUGGUAUCAGUGCUGGACCUAGACGUGCUCUUCUACCCAUGCCCUGUCAAUGGCCCCACGUAUCGACCCAAGGCCAUUGAGAUGGGCGGCAAGAGGCAGUUCCCCUACAUGGUGGAUCCCAACAUGGGAGUGAGCAUGUACGAGUCAGAUGAAAUCAUCAAGUACCUCGCCAAAACUUACGGCAAUGGGUCCAUCCCUCUCAUGCUUCAACUCGGCCCCAUCACCUCCAUCACUGCAGGCCUAGCAGGCAUCGGCCGUGCGAUGAAGGGAAGCCGCUAUGUGCCUGCAAAGAUGCCGCCCCAGCCACUGGAAGUGUGGGCGUAUGAGCCGUCCCCCUUCUGCAAGCUGGUACGCGAAGCCCUGUGUGAGCUGGAGCUGCCCCACGUCUACCACGCCACGCCGAGAGGCAGUCCCAAGCGGGAGGCUCUGAAGAAGAGAAUCGGCCGAUUCCAGGCCCCCUAUCUCGAGGACCCUAACACAGGAGUGAAGAUGUUUGAGAGUGCAGCUAUUGUCGAAUACCUCUAUGACACUUAUGCUCUCAACCCUUAG